AUGGCUUCUCAAUUCUUCCUCAAAACUUCCCAGGAUAUUGAGCUGUUCCAAGGAUAUCCAGAUUUCACUCAAUCGGCGACCAAUUCGGAUGGAAGUGGUAUAACAUCUUCGCUGCUUUCGCCAUGUGGCAGAUUUAUGGCUUUUGCCACUAAAGAGUCCGUGAAAAUCUUUUCUGGUGAGCUUCUGGAAAACUUGCUAAUCUCUAUCACCAUUUCUGACGUUUACAAUCUGCAUUUCUCUCCUUCAGGUAACUAUUUGAGUACUUGGGAAAGACCAUCCGCUCACGAUGACUCUCACCAAAAUGUCAAAAUAUGGUAUUUGAACCAAGAUUUUAUUAAUCAAGCAGAAGAGCAUAAGCCAGUUUUUGAAUAUCAGGCACGGACGCAGAAUGGUUGGUCUUUACAAUUUUCCAAAUUGGACAACUUUGCCAUCAAGCAAUUCGGUAAGGAAUUGAGAAUAGUAAAAUUGGAUCAAACUGCUGAUACUGAGAAAAGUUUUGAUUUUGAACAUCCAUACGCCACUUUAUCGCAAUCUCAGGAAUCUGAAUUGCAGAUGUUUUCUACUUUCUUAGUCUCUCCAGCAGAGCAUCCAACAAUUUGUACAUUUACACCUGAAAAAUCUGGUAAACCUGCUCAUUUGACCAUAUGGCCAAUAAUCGAAGGUCAAAUCACAAAGAAGAUUGUGACCAAGUCAUUUUUUAAGGCAGACUCGUGUCAAUUACAAUGGAAUGCGUUGGGUAAUGCAGUUCUAUGUGUCGCCACAACAGAUUUCGAUUCUUCUAAUAAAUCAUACUAUGGUGAAAAUACCCUAUACCUGCUCUCUUUCCAAGGUGUGAAUGGUUCUCUAGGUGGUAACUCUGUUAGAGUGCCUCUCUCCAAGGAAGGUCCUAUCCACGACUUCACCUGGUCACCUACUUCGAGGCAAUUUGGUGUCAUAUAUGGUUACAUGCCAGCAACGAUAACUUUCUUCGACUUGAGAGGCAAUGUGGUCCAUUCGUUGACAGAACAAGCAAAGAACACCAUGCUGUUUUCGCCAAGUGGUAGAUAUAUCCUAAUUGCUGGUUUUGGUAACUUGCAGGGAUCUGUCCAGAUCUUGGAUCGUCACGACAAGUUUGCCUGUGUUUCGAAAUUCGACGCAGCAAACACAUCUGUCUGCAUAUGGUCCCCUGGUGGAGAGUUCAUCAUGACGGCCACUACAUCUCCUCGUUUACGUGUGGACAACGGUGUCAAGAUAUGGCAUGUGACAGGUAAGUUGGUAUUUGUCAAAGAGUUUAAAGAAUUACUUAAGAUCGACUGGAGAUCACCACCUAAGUUCAAGACUAUCGGAAACACUCACAUCAUCAAGAACUGGGGGGAAACCUUGGACUCGAAUGUUGCAAUUGAUCCAAAGCUGCAAAACCAAUCUCAAAUACAAAUUCAUUCCAGUGUAAAGGAGUACGAAUUGAAAAAUCCAAAGAGAAACGGAAGCAACGGCAGCGCACAAAGCAAGCCCGUUGGAGCAUAUAGACCACCCCAUGCAAGGAGAGCCGGUGGAGAUUCUAGAAGCGUUCCUGGUAUGACGAUAGUGAACGCCAAGUCUACACAAAGAAGUGUACCUGGCUUGGUUCCUGGUAUGUCACCUCCACCAACAUCGAAGACUGCUGCCAAGAACAAGAAGAAGAGAGCUAAUAAGAAGAAAACUGAGGACGAGGAAAACAACGGAGAAGAUUCUAGGUCUAGUACUCCAGCUGCUUCCGCGCCACCUACUGAGGACGCGUCCGUGGUCAAGGAAGUCGCCUCUCCUGAAGAAAAAAAGAUAAGAUCUCUUCUCAAAAAACUAAGAGCCAUCGAGACAUUGAAACAAAGACAGGCAAACGGUGAUAAGCUAGAAGAUACCCAAGUCUUGAAAAUUCAAACUGAAGAUAAAGUAUUGAGUGAACUUAAAUUUAUGGGCUGGAAGGAAGAAUCUUCCGAGAACUGA
Molecule: messenger RNA, 1959 nt
Organism: Torulaspora delbrueckii
Lineage: Eukaryota; Fungi; Ascomycota; Saccharomycetes; Saccharomycetales; Saccharomycetaceae
Product: translation initiation factor 2A
Exons: 1
Coding region: 1-1959 (652 amino acids)
Biological process (GO): translational initiation
Cellular component (GO): cytosolic small ribosomal subunit
Molecular function (GO): translation initiation factor activity; tRNA binding; protein binding
Source: RefSeq, a predicted model, not a curated record